Molecule: messenger RNA, 1326 nt
Organism: Siniperca chuatsi (mandarin fish)
Lineage: Eukaryota; Metazoa; Chordata; Actinopteri; Centrarchiformes; Sinipercidae
Gene: slirp
Product: SRA stem-loop interacting RNA binding protein
Exons: 4
Coding region: 85-387 (100 amino acids)
Biological process (GO): positive regulation of mRNA splicing, via spliceosome; spermatogenesis
Molecular function (GO): mRNA 3'-UTR binding; poly(U) RNA binding; poly(G) binding
Source: RefSeq, a predicted model, not a curated record
GGGUGGCGGUAAUGCACCAAAAGCUGUUUGCCAACCGCCAUAAAACAUCAGAAGAAGAAGAAAAAGAUAUACCAAGGGCGAAACAUGGCGGCGCCGUCCAAGAAAGUUUUCGAGGUCUUCGUGUCUAAAAUACCAUGGACGAUAGCCGGCAAGGAGAUGAGGGAGUACUUUGGACAGUUUGGCCCAGUGAAGAAGUGUCUUCUACCAUUUGAUAAAGAAACAGGCUUCCACAGAGGCUUCUGCUGGAUCGGAUUCACAACAGAGGAAGGGCUGAACAAUGCACUUCAGAAAGACCCACACAUGCUGGAGGGAGCCAAGCUCCAGGUUCAGAGGAACAGACGUCCGUUUGCAGGGCAGAAGUCAAACAAAGACAGUGAAUAUGACUGAAGCUCUGUGGCACUGCUGUGUGGAUGAGACAGACAAAGAUGCGCUAUUGUUAUUCUCAGGCCCAGAUUCACUAAGACGCCGUUUUUCUUCUUCCUGCCUCAGCUGUUUGAUAUUUGAAAUUUUUGCAAUUCUGUUUAACAAACCAUGAAUAGUCGCGCACAUCCAAAUAGCGUUUAAGGCAGGUGCUGGAAUAAUAGAAGACAGCAAUGAAAACAUGAAAAAUGGUCUGCACACUGUAACUCCCUUAAGUGCAAUUUAUUGGCACAUCCACUAGUGACGUUUCAAGCUAAUGCUCUUCUUCAGACUUAGUUAUACAUACAGAGACGCCAUCUUUAAAUACACGUGCUCUGGUCAUCUGAUAGUCACAUGAUGAUACCAGUGAAACUUAAAGCCCACAUAAGAAAAACACAGAUAUACAUAUAAUACAAAAACAUAUAUAGCCAUAUGGAAGAUAUGACGGUUACUGGCCUGAUGUUAUUCUUGUGUGCUGUGAAGAUCUUAUAUAUAUUUUUGUAUUAUAUGUAUAUAUGUAAGAAGAGCAUUAGCUCGAAAUGUCACUUGUGGAUGUGCCAAUAAAUUGCACUUAAGGGAGCUACAAUGUGAGGACCCUUUUUCAUGUUUUCAUUGCAAUUUUGUUUGGGCCAUAAGGAAAAUUUACCAGUAUACCAGGGUUGGUGUAUAUUUUUCUAUUCCAAAGUCUCUGUAUGACCCGAGAGUGAACCUCCUUUUGUACACCUUCAGUGAAUUUGGGCCUGGGAAUUAUUGUCGUUGUUUUAUUGGGUUGUCCAGUAGUAAUGUCUUUAUUUAUUGUCAGUGAUAGUGUUGUACUUCCUGUAACCAUCCUGUCCCACACCAUCUACAGUACAUAGCAGGUUAAUGCUAACUUGUAAGGAUUUACUUAUUUCCAGUGUAUGGCAAUAAAAACAGUAUUUAAUUCCA